Molecule: messenger RNA, 2685 nt
Organism: Lonchura striata (white-rumped munia)
Lineage: Eukaryota; Metazoa; Chordata; Aves; Passeriformes; Estrildidae
Product: malignant fibrous histiocytoma-amplified sequence 1-like
Cellular component (GO): cytoplasm
Molecular function (GO): protein binding
Source: RefSeq, a predicted model, not a curated record
AUGUGUCCAGGUCAGGAGCAGGAGGACAGAUUGCGUGAAGUGAAUCUCUCUACCCAGAGGCUGCGUGUGCUCCCUCUCACAGUCCUGAGCAAUUCCACACUGGAGAGCCUUGACCUUGACAGGAACAAGCUCAGGAGGAUCACUGGCAUUUCUAAGCUUUGCAACCUCAAGAGUCUGAUACUGUCCAAGAAUGAGUUUGUGGACUUUCCCAGUGAAAUCCAGAGCCUGGUCUGUUUGGAGAGGCUUGAGCUGAAUCAGAACCAAAUCCGGAUCAUCCCAGAGGGGGUUUUCUCCCAUCUCUCCAGGCUUAAGCACCUGCGGCUGAACAACAACCGUCUGUGUGCCCUCCCCAGGGACCUGGCAGCUUGUGGAGGCAGCCUCCAGUACCUCAACAUCUCCAACAACCUGUUCCGCACCUUCCCGCAGCCCGUCCUGCAGCUGGCACGCUUACAGGAGUUCCAUGUGCAGAAUAACGCCCUUCGCCAGCUCCCCAGAGAGCUCUUCCAGGGGCAAUCCCUGAAAAUGUUUAAGGCCAGUGGGAACCCCCUCCGGGAGCCACCCACUGAAGUGUGUGCUGGUGGCAUUCAGCAGAUCCGGAAUUACUUCGACCAACUUCAGCAUGGUUUGGGGCAGGAGGACAAGAGGGUCAAGACCAUGUUCUUGGGGGCCUCGCUGGCAGGGAAGUCCACCAUCUGCAGAAGCCUGAAGCAAGGGCAAUCCAAACUGGUGCCCAAGGAAGAGCGAACGGUUGGAAUAGAGAUCAGUGAGUUCCAGAUGGAGGACUUCACUUUUCUCUUCUGGGACUUUGCUGGCCAGCUGGAAUACUACAUGACUCACCAUGUGUUCAUCACCCCACAAGCUCUCGUCAUCCUCGUCGUCAAUCUUCACAUGUACCAAACUAACGACAAAAUUUUCAAGGAGCUUGUUGGUUUCUGGAUCAACAACCUGUCCAUGCGAGUCCCAAACUCAGUGGUGCUUCCUGUGGGAACUCACGUAGACUGCUGCCAGGAGCAGGAGGUAGCAGAGAAGACAUGUGACAUCAUGGCCAGGAUCACAGCCAUGCUGGCAGAGAGAAAAAGCACCCUUGCUCACUUCAUCGACAACCUGGAGGGCAGUGAGGAACCCAAGUUUUAUGUGGACCAGUGGGAGAGGCUGAAAGAGAUGGAGAGCUGCACGUUAACCAUCUUAAACUUAGUUGCUGUCAACUGCACAGAUCACCGUGACAUCAGAAAGCUCAAGGCCAUUAUUUUGAAGCACGUGAAGAAUGAGGAGCUGUUCCCUGAGGUUGUCCGAGUGCUGCCGCCUGUCUACAGGCAGGUGGAAGCUGCCAUCGUGGAUAUUGCGCAGAGCGAGGAGAUGGCAGAGCAUGGCAUGAUGGACCUCCAGUACCUACUCAGCAAACUCUCCCAGUGCGAGCACCUGGCCAGCCUGGACAGAGAGCUCCUCCAGGACAUCUUGCGGUACCUCCACCGCAUCGGGCUCGUCGUGUGGUAUGAAGAAAUCAAGCACUUGGAAAACACCGUCUUCCUCCAGCCUACAUUUUUAAUAACGAUGUUCAAGCUCCUGGUGCGGCACCAACUCGUCCAGCAGCUCGAGAGCAUUUCUGUGGAGACACUGAUUGGAGAACAUGCCACCAUCAGAGACAGGGCCAACUGGGUGUGGACCUUCAAGUCAAAGGCAAUGCUGUGCCACCAGGCUGUGCGUGCCUUGGUGAAGCACCAGCUCUGUUCGGAAGGGAGGUGGGAUGUCUUUGAGGAAAUCAUGGGACACAAGCCUCACAGAGGGAGAGGGAAACUCUUCAGCCUCCUGGAGCACUUUGAGCUCUGCCUGGAGGUGAAGCACACUGAAGCACUCAACCCACAGGCCAGGGAGUUUGUGCCUGGGAAGCCGUGGGAGACAACACGGAGCCAAGGCGUGUCCUGGUACUUGUUCCCAACCUAUCUGAACCAGACAGAGGAAGUGUCUGGGUUCUGGGGAGGAGAUCACCCUGAGGACCUCCACAUCCGAGCUUACUUCUCACCCGAAAUACCUGAGGGCUUCUUCCAGAGGUUGCUGGUGAAAGCUUGCUCCUUCUAUUCCACGCACUGGGUGGCCAAGGUGACCUGCCUGCUUGUAUGCAAUGGCAAACCCCUGCUGAUCAAAGAGAAUAACCAGAGGGCCUACAGCUACCUGGAGCUCCGCAGCAGAAAGCCAUCAGAAAGGACAGGGUUCCAGUUUGCCUGGGACUUCCUUGUGGCAGUUGUGCUCAUCAUCCAGAAGCUCGCUGAGGAGUGGCCGGGGCUGCAUGUGUGUGUGAAGGCUCCCUGCCGAACGUCCGGCUGUCCCGCAGAGUUCCUCUGGCCAGACAUGGAUGGCACAGGUGCCACGACAAAGGAAGACGUUAAAACUUGCGGGACGUGUGGGCAUUGUUUUGGUGCAGAGCUGCUCCUGCCCAAAGUACCCAGGCCACUGGAGGAGCCCCCAGCACAGCCCUCUGCUCACUAUUACGUGACAAGCUACGGGACCACCACCUUUGGGCCCAGCAGCAUCCAGGUCACUCGGCAGGUAAGGACACUGCUUCCUCCCCUUGCCCAGGGACCAACAGUGAUGGUCAGGCUCCUGAAAGGAGGGGGUGCAGUUGCUUGCAGCCUGGGGAGGGCACACCCCAUCUUCAGUCAGCCCUCUGGUCUCCACACUCCUCCCUGA